AUGUGGGGAAGUAAAUCAAAUAUGUAUGGUAUGACUGGUGGUAUGCCUGGUGGAAUGUCUGGUGGUAUGCCAGGUGGAAUGUCUGGUGGUAUGCCUGGUGGAAUGUCUGGUGGUAUGCCUGGUGGUAUGACUGGUGGUAUGCCAGGUGGAAUGUCUGGUGGUAUGCCCGGUGGAAUGUCUGGUGGUAUGUCUGGUGGAAUGCAUGGUGGAAUGCCUGGUGGCAUGAGUGGUGGAAUGUCUAGCGGAAUGUAUGGUGGAAUGCCUGGUGGAAUGGCAGAACGUAUGAGCGAUCAAUAUAUUCAAAAGGUUGUUCCUGGAGGACUUAACAGUCCGAUGGGUCAAAUGAUGGAUAACGUGAUGGGUGGCAAUCCAAAUCCAACAUAUGGUCAAAUGUAUGGAAGUACUCCUGGAACGGGUGGUUAUAGUCAUCAACAUAGUGGUGGACAUAAUUAUUAUCGUUAA
Messenger RNA from Rotaria sordida, 462 nucleotides. The record is from the annotation of a GenBank genome assembly. Lineage: Eukaryota; Metazoa; Rotifera; Eurotatoria; Philodinida; Philodinidae.